Molecule: messenger RNA, 1038 nt
Organism: Tetrahymena thermophila SB210
Lineage: Eukaryota; Ciliophora; Oligohymenophorea; Hymenostomatida; Tetrahymenidae
Product: papain family cysteine protease
Exons: 1
Cellular component (GO): lysosome
Molecular function (GO): cysteine-type endopeptidase activity
Source: RefSeq, a predicted model, not a curated record
AUGAACAAAAUAUUAGUUUCUGCUUUAAUCUGCUUGAUGAUUGCUACUCCUAGCGUCUUUUGUUAGGAUCUUGAUGAUAACAUUUCUGAAAAUGUUAAAGUCUAGGAUUUAUUGGCUUACAAUAAAUGGAGAUUCAACUACAAGAGAAUCUACUUAAAUGAAGAAGAAUAGAUCUACAGAUAGAUUGUUUUCUUUGAAAAUCUUGCUAGAAUUAGCCAACACUCCUCUGAAAAAUCCUACAGCAAAGGUUUGAAUUAAUUCUCUGACAUGACUAAAGAAGAGUUCAGACAUAGAAUUUUGAAUAAGAAACUUUCUUAAAAAUCCAACAAUGCUGAUAACGGUAGAAAUUUAGCUGCUGAUCCCGCUGUUUCAAACUUAGUUUUCCCUACCAACAAUCUUCCUCUUUCUGUUGAUUGGAGAAAAAAAGGUGUCCUUAAUCCAGUAAAAGAUUAAGGUCAAUGUGGUUCUUGUUGGACUUUUGCUACUGCUGGUAUCCUUGAAUCCUUCAACUAAAUCAAAAACAAAAAGCUUGUUAAGUUUUCUGAGUAACAACUUGUUGAUUGUGUUCAUUUAGCUGGAUAUCACUCUGAUGGUUGUGAUGGUGGUUUUUAAGAAGAAGGUGUCAGAUAUGCCAUCAAGUAUGGUAUUGUUUAGUCCUCUAAAUAUCCUUAUGUUGGAUACUAAGGUAGAUGCAGAGUUACUGCUCCCCUUUCUCAUUCUCUUGGUUUUUACCCUUAAAAGUUCUAGCCCAUCAACAAAACUGAAGCUGAUUUGAAGGCUGCUUUAGUAUUCUCUCCUGUUUCUGUCUCAGUUGAUGCUACCAAUUGGAAUGACUAUAUUGGUGGUGUUUUUGAUGAAUGUGGUGAUACUACCGAAAGAGAUCUCAACCAUGCUGUUAUUGCUGUUGGUUACGAUUAAUAAGGUAACUGGAUUAUUAGAAAUAGUUGGUCUGCAGCUUGGGGUGAAAAUGGUUAUAUUAGAUUAGCUCCUGGUAAUACUUGCGGUGUCUUAUUAGAUAAUUUAGUUGUUACUUAAUGA